This is a messenger RNA of Paramuricea clavata, 3061 nucleotides long. NCBI's taxonomy places the organism in Eukaryota, Metazoa, Cnidaria, Anthozoa, Malacalcyonacea, Plexauridae. The record is from the annotation of a GenBank genome assembly.
AUGGUUCAUAUUCCACGGAGUUCGAGCCAAAGAGGUGGCGGUGUAGGUAUAUUGCACAAAGAUACUCUUGACUUGAAAAUUACUGAGACUGUGAACACUUUCGCCUCAUUUGAAUGUAUUGAACGGCUUCUCAAAUUAGACUCCACGUGGAUAAGAGUUGUUGUAGUUUACCGACCUCCUGUUUCAAGUGUAAAUGCCUUGAGUGGAUCCAUGUUUUUAAGUGAGUUUUCGGUUUAUUUGGAAAAUCUAGUGCUGUUACCCGGCGAAGUCCUUAUCAUCAUAGGCGUACCGGGCGGGGGGGCGGGGGGGGCGGCAGUUUUUUGGGCAGUCGGGCAAUAUGCGAUCAACAGUCGGGCAAUUUUGGCUUGCAAUAAAAAAAAUGGGACAAAUUCUGUCAAUUUUGUCUAAAAUUAAGUCAAGGGGAGGUCGCAAAAAUAAGGGGGAGGGGAAGGUCGCCAAAAUAAUUUUUACGGAAAAUUUUUUUUGAUACUAGUCGGGCAGAAUUCGAAAAGUCGGGCAAUUUUCUUUCCGCCCCCCUAAUUUUUUCCUUCCGGUACGCCCAUGCUUAUCAUGGGUGAUUUUAACUUUCAUACGGAUGACUUUACGAACCAUAACGCUUGUGAGUUCUCAAAUUUAUUAGAUACAUUUAAUAUGUCACAACAUGUUAGUGAACCUACUCACCAAUCUGGUCACACACUUGACCUACUUAUAACGAGACAAGAUUCGAACUUAAUAAAUGGUAUAUGUGUCCACACACCUUGGAUAAGUGAUCACAGUAUUGUGUAGUUUAAAACCACCACAAAGAAACCGAGUGUUGCUCGGAAAACAGUAUCUUAUCGACGAUGGAAAUCACUUGAUGUAAACCAGUUUCGGCAGAGUAUAGAUGAUAUUGACAUUCAAUCUGUCAACUCGCUUUCUGAUCUUGCUCUGUUGUACAACAGUGCCUUACGUGAUCUUUUAGAAAAACAUGUUCCCUUGAGAAGUAAAACUGUCACAUUACACCCGCAAGCUGAAUGGUUUGAUGCCAAGUUGCUAAUAGAAAAGAGAGCAAAAAGAAAGUUGGAACGUAAGUUCCGAUUAUCUAAUUCACCUGAAGAUAUUCGUCAGUUCAACGAGCACUCAGAGUAUUACAGUCACUUGCUAGUUACAACGAGGCAGAAAUUUUACACAGAUAAGAUUGAGGCAAAUUAUGGUGAUCAGAAAGUACUAUUCCAAGUGUUAGAUAAACUUUUACACCGUGAGAAUCAACGUCAAUUUCCACCGCAUGACAAUCUUGAUAAUCUUACAAAUAUGUUUGCGGAUUUUUUUGUCCGGAAAAUUGAUACAAUUCGCUCUCAAUUACAUUUGGCUACUGUCGAUAAUCUGCUAGGAUUUGAAUCUUCCUGUGAGACCGUUGAAAAGUUGGAAUAUUUUAGUUCAGUUUCUGAGCAUCAGAUUGAAAACAUUAUUCGGUUAACUAACAACAAAUCAUGUGAACUUGAUCCAAUUCCAACUUGGCUCUUGAAGCAAUGUAUUCCUGCCUUACCCCCGAUUAUAACAAAAAUUGUUAACCUGUCGUUGCAUGAUGCAUUCAUGCCUACCCUGUUCAAACAAGCCUUUUUGACACCAAUACUGAAGAAUAUUUCCCUCAGCACAGAUGAAGAAAACAGUUUCAGACCAAUAUCUAAUCUUUCUUAUGUCUCAAAAUUAAUUGAGAAAGUGGUGGAUACCCAAUUAACAAAUCAUAUUCAGGAACAUAAUUUAGAUGAAAGCUUACAAUCGGCUUAUAAGAAACACCAUUCUACUGAAACUGCCUGGGUUCGGCUACACAAUGAUAUUUUAUCUGAGUUGGAUGACAAUAAAACUGUACUGUUGGUUAGCCUUGAUGUGAGUGCUGCAUUUGAUACCAUUGAUCAUAGUAUUUUGUUGCGUCUGCUCGAAAGUCGGUUGGGUGUCUAGGUAGGUAGGUAGGUAGGUAGGUAAAACUUUAUUUAACUACGCUAACCCCUACAGCGAAGGCUGAUUUCCAAGGGGGGCGUAGAUUUAAAUAGUUAAAAGAUACAAAUUAUGGUCAUACAUUACAUUACAUUACAGUUAACAACAAUUACAAUACAUUUACAAAUACAACUAGUAUAUAAUUAUUUACAAAUUAAAUUAAUGUUAGUACUGUUCAAUAUUUUAGAUUAACGUAAUUAUUUUAUUAAUUAAUUAAUUAAUUGGCCAGGUGUCGUAUACAUGAAUUAAACGAAGCAAGAGUAUGUUUGUUUCUUGCUUCAUCAGAAAGGAUGUUCCACAAUUUCGCUCCUCUAUAACUAAGACUUUUUUUUAAGAUAUUCAGUCUUAGGUUUAGGCAAAAAGAGUUUGGUGGAAGAGCCUCGCAUAUUAUAGUAAUAAGAGGAAGACGUCCUUUGAAAAAUAUUGGUUAGUCGUUUUGGCGCCAGUUCACGAGUUAUUUUAUACAUAAGACUUGCUACGAAAUGUGUUCUGCGUUCACUUAAAGGUCUCCAUUUCAGUUCGUCUAGAGCAAGUUCAGAUUGACCGUGUUCGUUUUUACGGCCAGUAAUAACUCUAGCUGCCCUAUUUUGUAGUUUCUCGAGUCGAUCAGAAAGUGUGGCACCAAUGGUGUCCCAAACUUCGCAGCAAUAAUCUAGGUGUGGAAGUAUAAGUGCAUUAUAAGCACAAAUUAAUGUAUUAUGGUCCACACAGAUUUUAGCUUUCUGAUCGUCCCAAUUCUGGAUGAAAUCUUCUUAGCAAUUUUAUCAAUAUGCUUAUCCCACAAUAGAAAUUCGUCAAUAUGAACUCCAAGCGCUUUUAUUUCUUUGACCUUUUUAAUUGGUGUAUCACCAACAAAUACAUUUGGAGCAGCAAGUAAAUUAUUUAUGUUGUACCGAGAUCCUAUUAGUAGAUACUCAGUUUUGACUAGAUUAAGAGAUAAUCUAUUUGCAGAAAGCCAUUGUUUAACGUUGGUAAGGUCAUGAUUUAUGAUUUAUGGCCACCUCUACAUCUUGGAUUGACUUGCCAGAUACAGUUAGAGUCGUAUCGUCGGCAAACAUUCUUGUCGACGAGUACUCCAAACUGUUAG